GCCUGCAACGGCACGGAACGGGAUGGUACGGGAUGGGAAUGGGAUAGACACUGCUGGGAACGGGAUGGAACGGGAUAGACACUGCUGGGAACGGGAUGGAACGGGAUAGACACUGCUGGGAACGGGAUGGAACGGGAUAGACACUGCUGGGAAUGGGAUGGGAACGGGAUAGACACUGCUGGGAACGGGAUGGAACGGGAUAGACACUGCUGGGAACGGGAUGGAACGGGAUGGGAACUGCUGGGAACGGGAUGGAACGGCAGGGAACGGGAUAGACACUGCUGGGAACGGGAUGGGAACGGGAUGGAACAGGAAAGACACUGCUGGGAACGGGAUGGAACGGGAUGGAACAGGAUAGACACUGCUGGGAACGGGAUGGAACAGGAUAGACACUGCUGGGAACGGGAUGGAACGGGAUAGACACUGCUGGGAACGGGAUGGAAUGGGAUAGACAAUGCUGGGAACGGGAUGGAACGGGAUGGGAACUGCUGGGAACGGGAUGGAACGGCAGGGAACGGGAUAGACACUGCUGGGAACGGGAUGGAACGGGAUAGACACUGCUGGGAACGGGAUGGAACGGGAUAGACACUGCUGGGAACGGGAUGGAAUGGGAUAGACACUGCUGGGAACGGGAUGGAAUGGGAUGGAAUGGGAUAGACACUGCUGGGAACGGGAUGGAAUGGGAUGGAACGGGAUGGACACUGCUGGGAACGGGAUGGAAUGGGAUAGACACUGCUGGGAACAGGAUGGAACGGGAUGGAACGGGAUAGACACUGCUGGGAACGGGAUGGAACGGGAUAGACACUGCUGGGAACGGCUGGAACAGGAUGGACACCACUCGGAACAGGAUGGAACGGGAUGGAUGCUGCUGGGAACAGGAUGGGACACCUCUGGGAAUGAAAUGGAACAGGAUGGACACCACUGGGAACGGCUGGAACAGGAUGGAAUGGGAUGGAACAGGAUGGACACCACUGAGAACAGGAUGGAAUGGGAUAGACACUGCUGGGAACGGGAUGGAACGGGAUAGACACUGCUGGGAACGGAAUGGAACGGGAUAGACACUGCUGGGAAUGGCUGGAACAGGAUGGACACCACUGAGAACAGGAUGGAAUGGGAUAGACACUGCUGGGAAUGGCUGGAACAGGAUGGAUGCUGCUGGGAAUGGGUUGGACACCGCUGGGAACAGGCAGUGACCGGACACAGCCCCAGGCUGCACCAGCGAGGACAGCAGCAGCAAUUUCCCCAUGGAAAGGGCCUCCCAGGGAGGUUUGGAGUCCCCACCCCUGGAAGUGUCCACGGCCAGGCUGGAUGGGGUUUGGAGCCCACGGCAAGGCUGGAGCUGGAUGAGCUUCCAGGUGCCUCCCACCCAAACCAGGCUGGAACCCCAGAUGGGGUUUGGAGCCCACGGCAAGGCUGGAGCUGGAUGAGCUUCCAGGUGCCUCCCACCCAAACCAGGCUGGAACCCCAGAUGGGGUUUGGAGCCCACGGCAAGGCUGGAGCUGUGCGAGCUUCCAGGUACAUCCCACCCAAACCAGGCUGGAACUCCAGAUGGGGUUUGGAGCCCACGGCAAGGCUGGAGCUGUGCGAGCUUCCAGGUGCCCCCUACCCAAACCAGGCUGGAUGGGGUUUGGAGCCCACGGCAAGGCUGGAGCUGUGCGAGCUUCCAAGUACAUCCCACCCAAACCAGGCUGGAUGGGGUUUGGAGCCCACAGCAAGGCCGGAGCUGGACGAGCUUCCAGGUACAUCCCACCCAAACCAGGCUGGAUGGGGUUUGGAGCCCAUGGCAAGGCUGGAGCUGGACGAGCUUCCAGGUGCCUCCUACCCAAACCAGGCUGGAUGGGGUUUGGAGCCCAUGGCAAGGCUGGAGCUGGACGAGCUUCCAGGUGCCUCCCACCCAAACCAGGCUGGAUGGGGUUUGGAGCCCACGGCAAGGCUGGAGCUGGACGAGCUUCCAGGUGCCUCCCACCCAAACCAGGCUGGAACCCCAGAUGGGGUUUGGAGCCCACGGCAAGGCUGGAGCUGGACGAGCUUCCAGGUGCCUCCCACCCAAACCAGGCUGGAACUCCAGAUGGGGUUUGGAGCCCACGGCAAGGCUGGAGCUGGACGAGCUUCCAGGUGCCUCCCACCCAAACCAGGCUGGAUGGGGUUUGGAGCCCACAGCAAGGCUGGAGCUGGAUGAGCUUCCAGGUGCCCCCUACCCAAACCAGGCUGGAACCCCAGAUGGGGUUUGGAGCCCACGGCAAGGUUGGAGCUGUGCGAGCUUCCAGGUGCCCCCUACCCAAACCAGGCUGGAACCCCAGAUGGGGUUUGGAGCCCACGGCAAGGCUGGAGCUGGACGAGCUUCCAGGUGCCUCCCACCCAAACCAGGCUGGAUGGGGUUUGGAGCCCACGGCAAGGCUGGAGCUGGAUGAGCUUCCAGGUACAUCCCACCCAAACCAGGCUGGAUGGGGUUUGGAGCCCACGGCAAGGCUGGAGCUGGAUGAGCUUCCAGGUGCCUCCCACCCAAACCAGGCUGGAACCCCAGAUGGGGUUUGGAGCCCACGGCAAGGCUGGAGCUGGACAAGCUUCCAGGUACAUCCCACCCAAACCAGGCUGGAUGGGGUUUGGAGCCCAUGGCAAGGCUGGAGCUGGACGAGCUUCCAGGUGCCUCCCACCCAAACCAGGCUGGAACUCCCCAGUUCCAGGACACAGCGCGUUCCCCACUCGGUGCCAGGAGAGCCCAGCAGCCCAGGGCGUGCUCACCACCACGGACUUGAGGAUCUCGGUGGUGAUGGAGGGCAGCACGCGCUCGUCGUAGUCCUCGCCGAUGCUGGUGAAGAUGCGCGGCAGCUGCGCCGUCACGGGCCGGAACAGGAUCCGCAGCGUGAUGUUCACGUUCUGCAGGUCUGCAGCAGGAGCAGCACCUCCCUCAGGGCUGCUGCACCUGCAGGGAAUGCUCCCCAGCAAACUCCCCAGCUGCGCUUUGCCACCAAAAACGAGCUGGCUUUGCUGCCCUGCUCCCCCUCUGGGGUCCUGCUCUGCGCUGCUGUAAAGGGAGAAUCCCAGCCCCACCCGUGUCACCUGCCCCAGGUGAGCUCCAGAGGUCCCUCCCAGCCCCAGCUGCUCAGGAUUCAGUGAUUCACAGCACCAAAGGAAGAUCAAACCAUUCCCGUGUCACACUGGGACACCUGGGAUCUCCAGAGCCAAGGAACUUCUGGGACUGGAGGAUCUCCAGAGCCAAGGAACUUUUGGGACUGGAGGAUCUCCAGAGGCCCCUUCCAGCCCCAAGUAUUUGGGACCAAAGGAGGAGCUCUUUAGCAUUUGUGUCCUUUAUUAAAAACCUCAAACCA
Molecule: messenger RNA, 3329 nt
Organism: Haemorhous mexicanus (house finch)
Lineage: Eukaryota; Metazoa; Chordata; Aves; Passeriformes; Fringillidae
Exons: 2
Coding region: 1085-2179 (364 amino acids)
Source: RefSeq, a predicted model, not a curated record